AUGAGCCUCGACCUGGCCAGCCUGCGCUCGGUGCGCGCCUUCGCCCGGGCCUUCCUGAGCUCCGAGCCGCGCCUCGACGUCCUCAUCAACAACGCCGGCCUGAGCGCCGAGGGAGCCAGCCCGGACGGCCUGAACCUGACUUUCCAGGUGAACCACCUGGGCCCCUUCCUGCUGACCCUCCUCCUCCUGGAGCGGCUCAAGCGCUGCGCCCCCAGCCGGGUGGUGGUGGUGGCCUCGCGGGCCCACCGGUCGGGGAAAGUGGACCUCGAGAACAUCCACAAGCCCGUGGCCGGAGCCCGGCGGACCUUCCUCUCCUACUGCGACAGCAAGCUGGCCAACAUCCUCUUCGUCCGCGAGCUGGCCAGCCGCCUGGAAGGGACCCGCGUCACCUGCUACGCCCUCCACCCAGGGGUUGUGAAUACGGACCUCUUUCGCCACAUCCCGGCCUGGCUGAAGCCCUUCUUCCUCCCCGUCGCGUGGCUCUUCUUCCGAGACGCUGUGGACGGAGCGCAGACGUCCAUCUACUGUGCCACCCAGGAAGGCAUCGAGGCAUUCAGCGGGCGCUACUUUGCCGACUGCCAGGUCCAAGAACCCAGACCGCACGCCCGGGAUGACGCGGCGGCCAAGAAGCUCUGGGAACUCAGUGAAAGAUUAGUAGGGCUGGCCGCUUAAGUCUCAGGGGCAUUCGGGUCCGGACGGCUCCUCCUCGGGCUAGUCCCAGGGUGGUCUGGGAGCAGAACUUCUGCUACAUCCGUGCCACAGAAAGCAAGUUUUAGGGGGAAUAUCGGCACCAAAUGCAGGGAGCUCAGGGGAAAACGAGAGCAGAGACUUCGACUUUCGUAAACACAAAAUUUGGGGACCAUUGAAUGGUAUCUGGUGACACACAGGGCAUUUUCUUCUGCUUUUCCGCUAGAUCCAAAAGAUACCUUUUAAAAGAUGCUUUCUUGAACCUGAAAAAUGCUUGAAUUUUCUGGGCUUUGCAGAUUCUUUGCUUGCUGGGUUUUAUCUGCUAUGGGUCUUUGAGGUUUCUGCAGCACAGAGAACUGGGACCAAGGACAGAAUUUGGUAAUAAACCCUAUGAUAACCCUC
Molecule: messenger RNA, 1089 nt
Organism: Pogona vitticeps (central bearded dragon)
Lineage: Eukaryota; Metazoa; Chordata; Lepidosauria; Squamata; Agamidae
Source: RefSeq, a predicted model, not a curated record